AUGGAAGCUGGGAACUGGCCCGGCCGACACGGCACCCGCACCACGGGCUCGCGCGUUCGGUUGCUUGGUUGCUGCUUGCUUGCUUGGAUGGAUUGCUCCUCUCUCCGAUUCCUCUCUCUCCUCCGUCUUGCUCUCCUUCCUUUCCGCCCUUUCCCACUGUUCUCGAGCGUCCAACUCCGUCUGUCUCCCUUCCUUUCUCCGCCUUUCCGCUUCUACCUUUUUCGUGCAUCCCUCUCUGUGCCUUUCUCCCUCCGACUUAUCUCCAGUGGUGCAGCGUGCCCUGAGAAACUUGUUAGAAACGUGGAACUCGACCCUUUGCACAUAUCUGAGCCAUCAAGCCUUUUAGGGGGACGGGAGUCAGAAGAAAAAGCACGAUACAAGGGCAAUUACAGACAGUACCUGUUCUGGUCUGGUCAAGUACCUCCGAUACGUACACUUGCUUACCCCUGCGCCAUUGCACAGAGUGAGAGUGGGAUCUUCUCCGAGUCCUCCCCCCGUGCCUCACAAACCCGUCCUGGCCGUCUAAAUGGCCGAAGCACUGGCCAAUUCAUCUACUGCUAUGCCGCCUGCAUUCUGCACAAACUGACUGCGCGCACCGCUGCUCCCAGACACACUGAAGGGGGUGACUCGAGGUACCUUACCUUCGCCUACCUACCCACCCCCGUCUGCCCCGGUACCCAGCUGCACUCUGCACUCUGCACUCUGCACUCCCCCCCCUUCACAGCGGGUUUAUGGACAACGCUGUCAUCAAACACCGCGACAGCGCCUCCCGGCCCCUUCAGCCAAAAUAAUUCUUGCCCCCUUCCGACCACUCCCUUUCAAUUCUGCUACUCCCUCGCACGAACCACACAUCUCGCCCAAGUUCCAACCAACACCACCACAACACAACCUCGGACGGACAUCGACGACAACGACGACGACGUUACGCUGAACACUCACGGUCGCUCGUUUUCCCUCUCACAAUUCAUUCAACAACAACCUGCUUUAUUUCGACUUUCGCAAUCGAUUACCCCGUCCUGGAAUACCACGCAACACAUCGUCUCCCUUCCCCGUCUGGGACCAACGUUGCGGCCGGACGUGGCCAUACUGGAGGACCACUCGGGUUGA
This is a messenger RNA of Colletotrichum lupini, 1107 nucleotides long. RefSeq lists its product as uncharacterized. The transcript has 3 exons. The record is from RefSeq and is a predicted model, not a curated record. The coding region runs from base 1 to 1107 and encodes 368 amino acids. Lineage: Eukaryota; Fungi; Ascomycota; Sordariomycetes; Glomerellales; Glomerellaceae.